AGAGGAAGGUUUACCCAAAGGAUGAGCAGCCCCCACCCAAAAGCACAGACAAGGAGAGAAAGACACAUGGUCUCAACCUCCACCCCUCCGAAGCCGGCCGGCGACUGGGAGCAUCCGAGAGAGCGCGGAGAGCCGCUCCCCGGUCCCGGUCCCGGCUGGGGGAGCGGCGCUCGUUAGCGGAUAAAGGGGAGAAGGUCACAGACGCGACCCCUGAGGAGCCGAGGGUCGUAGAUGCAAGCUUACUCAGGGGCGGGUCCUUCGGCCCUCCGGCCGGUGGCUCGGCUUCUAACAGGCUUCCAUGGGGCCGGGGUUCCUCGGGCCUCCGCCCGCCGUCCACCGGGAGCCGGCAACCCCACUCAGCGGGCGGCCCCGGAACGGCCCGGAGCGGCUCGGCCGGGCCAGCCAAGCACACCCUCGGGAGGUAGCGAUGGCGAAGGAGGAAGUGUUACCUACCGUACGCGGGUCGGGAGCUGGCGGCGGUGGGGCGCGGCUCCAGCGCCCGGCACCCGGCUGACCGGCGGCUGCGCUAGCCGCGUCCUUUAUAUUUUUGCUGCAGCGGCGGCGACUUGUCAAAGGGAAAGACGUAAGAGGCGGCGGCGGCGGCGGCGGCGGCAGCGGCAGGCGAGUCUCGCGGGACUUACGGGGAACUCUCGCGAGAUCAGGAGCUCUGGUCCUCCCUCCUCCGGGCCUCGCGCGGGAGGUGGGAGGCAACCUGAGAGGGAGAGAGAGAGAGAAGAUGCCAGUUUAGGGCACUCAUGGGGAAGCGAUGGGAACUUGGGGGGCCCGGAGACCCUCCCUGUGAGGGUUCUGGGGACGCUCUACCGCCCCAUGCCUCUUAACCUCUGAGUCCUCGCGGAGUCACGUGUGCCCGUAGGGAACUAACAAUUAGGGACAUUUCACAAAGGGCGCUGAAGGAUCAGGCGAGCAUGAACGUGCUCGGGGUGAGCGCGGCACAGUCCGCGAGAGGAUCGGGGUCCGAGUGCUUCGGAAAAGCUGGGGCCCGGCCACACCCCUUUAUCUCGGCUGCGCGCCAGGCGCUCUACUCCUUUUAUCUCCCAUCCCAGCCUGCCCUUAACCUUCUGGCUGGUUAAGUUUACGCCCAACUACUACCUUCAGCCAAAGGUUUUUCUAGAGAGAGAGAACUCAGCGAUUAAGAGGGCUUGCUCUUCCAGAGGACUUGGCUACACUUCUCAGCACCCAAGGCAGGAUGUCCUCGACCACUUGGAACCUCAACACUCACUUCGAACUCUACAAGAAUCUGCACUCACACGUUCACGUACUCUCACAUGCACAUUAAUUUGUUUUUGUUUUCAAGACAGAGUUUCUCUGUAUCACCCUAGCUGCCCUAGAACUCUCAGAAGACCAGGCUGGCCUGGGAAUCAGAGAUUUGCCUGAUUCUGCUCCAGAGUGCUGGGACUAAAGGCGUUUGGGGAAGGGGGAGACAUUAUAAAUAAAAUCUUUUUUAAAAAUUGUUUUGCUAAACACAUACACAUGUGCAUGGUAUAAGCAGCUGGGCAGGGUGGCAAUCUCUGAGAAUUUGAGGCCAGUUUGAUCCACAUACUGAGUUCCCCUUUGGUUCAAUUGGAUAUGUGUAUCAUACAUUUGUCUUUAGCCCAAGACAAAAGCUACAAUUCCGGACUCUCAGCGUUGUGUGUGACUUUGAAUGACUUUCUUGGCUUCCCUGGACCUCAGUUCCUAGUCUGUUGGUUUAGAAUAUGAGUUAUUAUUACAGGGUUCCUCUAAGGAGUAAAAAAAUUGUAACGUUCCGGAUAGACAGGAGAUAAUCACUAAGUGGAACUUCUAAUGGUAUGUACAAAAGUUCUGUGUAUGAGGUGUGUAGUCUAGGUUUGAGAGGCAGAUUAGCAUGGAGUGAUGUCAUUGUUGCCAGUGCUUUUUAUGGUCUCAGAUGUUUGGUUUUGGACCUCGGGACAAGGGACUGAAGUGCAUAUUUUUCAUAUCAAAGCAGACCUGGCCUCCAGAUUCUAC
Messenger RNA from Mastomys coucha (southern multimammate mouse), 1986 nucleotides. Its product is annotated as translation initiation factor IF-2-like. The record is from RefSeq and is a predicted model, not a curated record. The transcript has 2 exons. Bases 232 to 846 code for a protein of 204 amino acids. Lineage: Eukaryota; Metazoa; Chordata; Mammalia; Rodentia; Muridae.